Molecule: messenger RNA, 2079 nt
Organism: Suillus paluster
Lineage: Eukaryota; Fungi; Basidiomycota; Agaricomycetes; Boletales; Suillaceae
Exons: 8
Coding region: 1-2079 (692 amino acids)
Source: RefSeq, a predicted model, not a curated record
AUGAUAUGCGAGUGGCGCCAUUUGAAGAUACUUAAGCGUUCGGGGCGAGGUCAUGACCCUAGUGGUAUAGAUGGGACAGCUGAGGGCGAAUGUGCCGUAUUGUGCCCAGCAUGCCCACACCCAGGGAAGAACCUUCCAGCUGAUUGGAAAGAUGCCCCUCGACAGUGGUUAUAUGGAUUAUUCCUCGCCAUUGAUGCGAAUUUCUGCUUAAAAUGCAAGGCUGUCUCCAAUGACAAUGUUGACCCAAGCCUGAGUCGUGGCUGGGGUUAUUUCAUGGAGGAAGAGGCUUAUAAAGGCUUCUUGCAUAGCAGUGCGGACAGCAUCCAAGAGAAAUCAACAUGUUCAAGUCACACCGCUGUCAACAUGGCCGAUACAAAAUCUAACCACGGACUCGCCAUUACCGGUUUAGGUACCGUCGACUGUGCUCACCACAAUAUGAAAAGGCCCAAUGCAGUGGGGGAUCUCCAAAAGGGUGAAAGAUAUAUUAACAUGGAUUAUUUGUUCUUUUCAACACUUCGUCAUACCAUACUCGACACUCUCAACAUAUCCUAUGAUAUCGCGUGCCAGUGGCACAAAAAAUUAUGGCACUGUAUGAGUGCCUUUCCAUUGUCAAUGCACCUCUCACAUACCGUCAAGACUGUCUCAUUUUUUGUGCCGAAGUUCCACUUACCUGCUCAUAUUGAGCAGUGCCAAACCUCCUUCUCAUUCAAUUUCAAGAGCAGGGUAGGAAGGACCAAUGGAGAAGCACCAGAACAUGGCUGGGCCAACAUUAACCCUGUCGCUUCAAGCACAAAAGAAAUGGGUCCCGGUGCACAGCAAGAAACCCUUGAUGACUACUUUGGAGACUCAAAUUGGAAAAAGGUUGUUGGACUUGGUGUUACUAUGCUUCGAAAAAUGAAGGAUGCGUUGCCAGAGCAAGAGAACCAUUGUGAAGCAUUCGAGGACCUUAAUGACGGCUUGCGAGGCGAAUAUGGUGCCACCCUUGAACAGUGGAGAGAACAGGUGGAGGCUUGGGAGCAUGACGCUGCGCAGCCCAAUCCCUUCGAACAAAAGGCAGAAAGUAUCACUAUGGCUUCUGUACGACUGGAGCUGGCUAGGGAGGACCAGGUUGACCUUCAAACAGGGACUUACCUUGCCCUACACAAGGACUGCACUCCUAGUGUAUUGAUCAGUACUGGCUUAGAACUCGAGGAGCAGCAAUGGCGAAUGAAAGCAGACAGAGCUGGCCUUGGAGUUCAUGCAACGGACAAUCAAGAAGGAAAGAUGCUUCAGCGAAGCAACACUCUCCAAUGGAGGAUCGAUGCCUGGGCGAAGAUGCAGGAACUAUACAUGCUGUUUCUCACUGCACUACGUGCGAGUGAGAGCUCAGUAUCUAACAAUGUGGCCGCUGCACCAGAAUCAAUCAAGCUCUGCCUGCCAUCCCAUAUCAGCAGGACCGUGCCUUGUGACACCCGUCUCCAAGCCAUCGAAUGGAAGUUGCGGUAUGGGCAAGCUCACAAUGCACUCUGCUCUCUACAUUUGAACUUACGCGCUCAGACUGCAAUCCUCAAGUAUAAAGACCGGCACCUUUGUGGACAAGGAGCAAACACACAGGCACAGAAUACAUUGAAAGCCAUUGAAGCAAGGAUCGAGGCCGCUGCCAGCACUUACGAGCAUGCACAUAAAUCCCUCAUUGUUCUUGCACCACGAGUGAAUCAGACCCAGUCUGGGACAAUACCUUGGAAGGUAGGCAGCUCUUCAUUUUUGCUUCCUAGUCAGGCUCAUGGUCAAUCAGAUAUGCAAAUAGAAUGGUGCAAAGCCAGGGCACAGGCGAUGCGCUGGGCAGAAGAUGUGGAGUUGUUGAAGGAGGAGAUGCGAAGGGUUCUGCAAUUUUUUGAAUGGGAUGCCCAGCGCUGGGAUGAGCGGAGCCUGGGAAACGCACUACAAGACACAGACACAGACAAGCGCAAGGGACAGACGGUGUAUGCCAAACGUCAAGCUGUUUUACGUCGAAUUCUUGUGGAGUCCUUCAAGACCAGCUGGGCUGACACCCUGGCUCUGGUGAACACAUUCAAAGACAUGGACUUAGAUAGUACAUAA